AACCAAUAGAUUGAGACUUGAGAGUUGAGAGAGAGAGAGAUGGGCAUUGUGGGGUUUUUCUUUGAUUGACGAAAUUAAUUGAUUUUUGUUUUUUAGCUUUCUCUGCCGACAGAAGACGAGGCCAUAAUAGAGCUUAUAUAGCAGAGCUCUCUCUCCUCUCCCUAAAUUUGGUGGUUGUUUGCAAGUGGGAGUCUUUCUUUACUUUGUUAAGAGGCCUUAAGGUAUGGACUUUUGCCGGAAUGUGUCAGUUUCUGGCGGCCUGCCGUCCAAAUACCCGCCGGAGCAGGUGCUCUCUCCCUCAUGCUCUGAGCUUGGCAGUCUUGAUGACCUCCUCUCUGGUCACAAUACGGAAGGGGAUGUUAGCUUAGAAUGGCUGUCAAUAUUUAUGGAAGAUUGUUUAUCCAGCAGUGGAAAUUGCCUCCCUCCAACAGUGCCACACACAAAUCUUCAAAAUACUACUACUACUACAACAACCCUAAAACCCUCACAACACUUGGAGUUGGAUAAAAUGGUACCACCCCUAACAAACACAUCCUCCAUGCAAAAGUUUGUGAUUCCAGGCAAGGCCAGAAGCAAAAGAAAGAGAGGAGGCCCAGCACCCAAAACAACCCCAUUGACCAGCUGGUCUCAACAUCUUAACCACCCAAAAGACCAAACUACCCCUCGAAUGACUACCAGCUCACACCCUCUUUUGCUCCAACAAGCCUAUUGGUUAGCCGACAGUGAACUCAUUUUGCCCAAAAAUGAAGAUAGCAGCUCAAAAGAGGAGGAGGAGGAGGUGGUGGUGCCACAGGAACAGGAGGAGAUGGUUGUGGUGGUGGGUAAGGGCAGCAGCUUGGAGGGCAGCAUUGGGCAGGGGCAGGGGCAGGGGCAGCAGCCAAGAAGGUGCACCCACUGUCUGGCACAGAGGACCCCACAGUGGAGGGCAGGACCACUGGGUCCAAAGACACUGUGCAAUGCAUGUGGUGUUAGGUACAAGUCGGGCAGGUUGCUGCCCGAGUACAGGCCAGCCAAGAGCCCUACUUUUGUGAGCUACAAGCACUCAAAUUCUCAUAAGAAAGUCAUGGAAAUGAGAAUGUCUCAGCAGUAGUAGUGAUUUCGAAUGAAUGCCUCCUCCCUCAUAAGAAAAAUGAAAUUGGAGGAGGAUUUUAAGUAAGCUUUAGCUUUUAAUGUAGUACUACUUUUAGACCCCUUAUUUGUUCAGGUUUAGUGAUACUAGUAUAUAUACCUAAAUUUUCCUGCACCUUUUAUAUGUAGCCUUUAAUGAAAAUUAAUACCUAUUAUUAUUUUUUUAACUAUAUAUUGAGAAAAUAUUUUGUAGACA
Messenger RNA from Cornus florida, 1324 nucleotides. Its product is annotated as GATA transcription factor 5-like. Gene Ontology annotation, molecular function: sequence-specific DNA binding; zinc ion binding. Gene Ontology annotation, biological process: regulation of DNA-templated transcription. The record is from RefSeq and is a predicted model, not a curated record. Bases 224 to 1090 code for a protein of 288 amino acids. NCBI's taxonomy places the organism in Eukaryota, Viridiplantae, Streptophyta, Magnoliopsida, Cornales, Cornaceae. The transcript has 2 exons.